Messenger RNA from Fusarium mangiferae, 2100 nucleotides. RefSeq lists its product as uncharacterized. The transcript is spliced from 5 exons. Gene Ontology annotation, cellular component: nucleus. The coding region runs from base 1 to 2100 and encodes 699 amino acids. Lineage: Eukaryota; Fungi; Ascomycota; Sordariomycetes; Hypocreales; Nectriaceae. The record is from RefSeq and is a predicted model, not a curated record. Gene Ontology annotation, molecular function: transcription cis-regulatory region binding; DNA-binding transcription factor activity, RNA polymerase II-specific; zinc ion binding. Gene Ontology annotation, biological process: regulation of DNA-templated transcription.
AUGAUAUCCUCCAACACAGACAGACCCAAGCCCGCAACGGCUAAAUGGGGCGCUGCUUGUGCACAGUGUUCUACAGCGAAAGCCAAGUGUAUACGGUCAAAUAACACUCCUGGAUCAAAGUGCGAUAGAUGUGAACGACUAGUCAAGAAUUGUACAGAGCAGGUUCAUCGACCCCGGAAAAAGAGAACUGUCAAACCAUCACGAACUGCUCAAAUAGAAGAGAGACUAAACGGACUAGUCAAUCUUCUCAAAGCAGGUGGCCUCACCAAUGCCGAUCUUGCAACAGACACUACUUGCAUCCCAACUGAAGUUGACCCUACCACUGCUGAUCAAAGGAAGCCUUCAACGAAAGAGAGGGAUUCUUCGCUCUUUCCUGAGACAGCAGAAUGGUCAAUACCUGAUACUUACAACUCAUAUGCUCCUCCACAAUGUAUCUGCAGACAGACCAGUGGGGUGGCUCCCCCUCCUCCGGCCUCAGACGAGGAGCUCUUGAAGCUCUAUCGAAAAGAGUUGCAGGCUCUUCACCCGUUCGUCGUCAUCCCUGAUGGAGUCACAGCAGCGAAACUCAAGACGACGCGGCCUUUUCUCAUGUCAGCCAUCCGUAUGGUUACAUCUUAUCGCAGUCUAAGGUCGAUGCGGGCUCAGAUGUAUCAUCUGAUGAAGUACAUAGGAGACCACAUGCUCAUCCGCUCCGAGCGAUCCUUGGACUUAUUACUUGGAAUCGUUGUCAUAAUUGCGUGGUAUAAGUAUCACUGCUUCAUGCACGCACAGCUAAACAACUUGAUUGCCUUGGCCUCUACCCUCGUGGGCGAGUUGGGCUUGCACCGCAGUCCGAGUGUUCUUGAGCGGACCAGCUUGAUGGUUGUGACACCAUUCCAACCGGCAGCAAGGACUAACGAGGAGAGGAGAGCCUUGUUAGGGGUGUGGUAUCUAUCUUCAUCAAUGUCUCUUGGUUUCCUACGGAUAGAACCCAUGCGGUACACCAAAUACAUCCAGCAAUGCCUGGCUGUUCUUGAGCAGGAAAGGGAGUAUGACACAGACAUGCGCCUCGUGACGCUGGUUCGUGUUCAGCAUUUGACGGAGAGGAUCGCACAACUUAACGCUCCAGAUGACCCAGCUGAAGAAGUUGUUGGUCUACCAGCAGCACCAUUAUCAGCCUACGUUUCUGCGUUCCAUGGUGAGCUCGACAGAAUCAGAAGUGGGCUAUCUCCUGAGCUUCAAAACGACAGGGCUGCUUCAGCUCUUGACAUCUUUUACCAGUCAAGGAACGCCUUAAAGAAGUUCUUCGAUGAUUGGCUUACAGUCCCAAUUCCAGAGUUUUACAAUCAGACAACACCAGUUGUUGCACAACUGGUUUACGGGAUGACAAUGCUCGGUCGCUGGGCCAAAUACACGGCCCCGAUCCCUUUGACAAAGGCUACUACACCGAUGCCGCAAGACACAAGCGCACGAGACCCUCAUGAUGACAUUUACAAGGCCGACUCUGCAUACUCGGCGAGUGUCAGCCCGUCAGUGGCAACGCCCUCAGUAACGACGGGAAGAGAUUCUCAUGAAACCAGUCCGAUUUCGCUGCGGGAGGGUACAGAUCCGAGACUGCCAGCUGCUGUGGCCGCUCUUCGGUCACAGAUCCAGACCCAACCAGGACUCUCCCUUGAUGUCACAGGGAUACUAUCCGCUAUCUGCGCACGAUUUGAAGAGGCCAACGCAUCAUUCCAGAUGGCGUCGACGGAGCCUGGUUCAUCGGACCACAACCUCUGGAGCAUGAGCGCCAUCAAAGUCAAGAUCACAAGGGCAAAGCUGGAAAGAUGGGCCGAGAUUGUCGCCGCUGGGACAGAAGCGCUCAAGAUCCACGAUGACGUCCAAGACACAGAUAUGGCCGAGAGUAGUUCGUGCGACAUUGGACGAACUGCUGGCACUAGCGCAAUGCCACCAUUGGGUGACGACUCGAACACAGGUGUUGGUAUGCCUGACUGGCAUCCCGAAAUGCCGUGGUCAUCGGAAAUGCUGCAAGGUGUGGACCCGUCAAUAUGGUUUGACGGCUAUCUAGACUGGGGAGCCGUCGUCAUGAGUUCAAUGGGCAAUUUCGAGCAGCAGAUGUAA